Molecule: messenger RNA, 4057 nt
Organism: Megalops cyprinoides (Indo-Pacific tarpon)
Lineage: Eukaryota; Metazoa; Chordata; Actinopteri; Elopiformes; Megalopidae
Gene: ablim3
Product: actin binding LIM protein family, member 3
Exons: 23
Coding region: 135-2192 (685 amino acids)
Biological process (GO): cytoskeleton organization; cilium assembly; lamellipodium assembly
Cellular component (GO): stress fiber; actin cytoskeleton
Molecular function (GO): actin filament binding
Source: RefSeq, a predicted model, not a curated record
UUUUUUUAAUUUCAUAUAAGGAAAUUAGAAUAAAAAAGAAAAUAUCUGAAGUUUUUGUUGUGCGAAUUACAAUACGUUUCGAAAGGAUCGUAUUUCUCCAGGCACUCGCCUUCUUGGAUGAGCAUAUUAACAUCAUGAGCACAAGUGCAGUACCCUAUCAGCACAGCUCCUACGGGGGCAGCCGAAGCUCCGCCCCCAUCCACUGCUUCCGCUGCAGGGAGGUAUGCAAGGGUGAGGUGGUCCGCGUGCAGAGCGUCCACUUCCAUGUCAAGUGCUUCACCUGCCAAGUGUGCGGCUGUGACCUGGCCCGUUCCGGAUUCUUCCAGAAGAACGGCGAGUACAUCUGCACGGCGGACUACCAGCGUCUGUACGGCACCAAGUGCGACAGCUGCGGGGACUUCAUCACGGGCGAGGUGGUGUCCGCGCUGGGCCGCACCUACCACCCCAAGUGCUUCGUCUGCAGCGUCUGCAGGAAGCCCUUCCCGAUCGGAGACAGGGUGACGUUCAGCGGGAAGGAGUGCAUCUGUCAGCAGUGCUCCCACACUCUGGUCAGCGCCAACGAGCCAAUCAAGAUCCACGGGCCCAGUCACUGUGCGGGCUGUAAGGAGGAGAUAAAGCAUGGCCAGUCCCUGCUGGCCCUGGAGAAACAGUGGCACGUCAGCUGCUUCAAGUGUCAGACGUGCGGCAUCGUCCUCACGGGGGAGUACAUCAGCAAAGAUGGCAUUCCAUACUGUGAGUCAGAUUACCACGCCCAGUUUGGAAUUAAGUGUGAGACCUGCAACAGAUACAUCAGUGGAAGAGUGCUUGAGGCUGGAGGAAAGCACUACCACCCCACCUGUGCUCGCUGCGCCAGGUGUCACAUGAUGUUCACGGAGGGCGAGGAGAUGUACCUGACAGGUUCAGAGGUGUGGCACCCACUGUGUAAGCAAGCAGAACGGGCAGAGAGGAAAUUGAAGCACAGACGCACUUCGGAGACCUCCAUCUCGCCGCCCGGCUCGAGCAUCGGCUCCCCCAGCCGCAUCAUCUGCGCCAAAGUGGAAAACGAGAUCCUUAAUUACAAAGAUCUCGCAGCUCUGCCUAAGGUCAAAGCUAUUUAUGAUGUGCAGCGGCCCGAGCUCAUGUCUUAUGAGCCCUAUCAGAGAUACACCUCCGAUGACAGGCUAGAACGCUACAGCUAUGGGGAGUCCCUGGGCACGCUCUCUCCGUACUCGCAGGAUAUCUACGACAGCAUGGACCUGAGGCAGCGGCGUUCCUCCAGCCCUGGCUACAUCGACUCGCCCACCUACAGCCGCCACGGCAUGUCCCCCACCAUGCCCCGCUCCCCCCAGCACUACUACCGCCCGGGCACUGAGAGUGGCAGGAGCUCUCCCUUUUACAGUCAGCUCGAUCCCAGAUCCAGCACUCCUACUACGUACCAGGCACCCAAGCAUUUCCAUGUGCCAGCAACAGGGGAACCCAACAUCUACAGGAGGCCUCCCAUCUAUAAGCGCCAUGCCACCAAAAGCAAGACUAGCGAGGACAUUGUCCACUCCUCCAAGUUCCCCAUGGCUUUCUCCCCCGACCACUACCAGCACUCCGAAUCCGACUACUACCAUUACGCUGGCUCCCCUAAAGCCUCUCGUGCUCCCCGUCGAAGGUUUUCAUCUGGAGGAGAAGAGGACGGCUGGAAUCACAGUCUCCACAGAAUCCAGAGCGGGAUCGGCAGGAUGAUCCUGAAGGAGGAGAUGAAGGCCAGGUCCGGUUCCUAUGACAACGACCCCUGGGCGAGCGCACGCAACUCCCGCAGCGGCAGCAAGGAGACACUGCACAGUAUGGGCUACAACAACACUGUGAAUGGCUCUCCCCGGUCACACUACAGCACAGACAGUGACUCCUACAUCUCCAAGUCGGCCUCCUUACCGGGUUACGGCAGGAACGGGCUUCACAGGCCACAGAGUGCAGAUUACUUCCAGUACGAUAGCUGCAAUGCAGUAAAUUGGGGGAUCAGAGAAUACAAGAUUUACCCAUAUGAAGCCUUGAUAGUGACCACCAGGGGGCGCAACAGGCUACCAAAGGAUGCAGACAGGGCAAGGUUAGAGCGCCACUUGUCGCCUGAGGAGUUCUAUCAGGUGUUUGGGAUGACGAUGACAGAGUUCGACCGGCUGGCCUUGUGGAAGAGAAACGAACUGAAGAAGCAAGCUAGGCUGUUUUAACAGCCCCCACGGGCCUGUCCCCAGCCCAGAGGAACAGAGCCGAGCCGGCUCCAACACGCAUUCAGGCCCAGAGAAGCAGAACCACUCGGGCCUUACCGAGCAUCCUUAGCCCAGAGACGAGGACCAGAUUCAGAGAGGGAGACAGAACUAAAUCAGCAAGCAGCGCAGAGGAAGUCGGAACACAAGACUUAUCAACACCCAAACUUUACAAUCGCUUUCAGUUCUGUAUGUUCAAUAGGUUGCGUUUUUAGCUCCCAACCACACUGCUCUGCUACGCUAGCUGUAUCGAAAGCUCACCAGGCUUGGAGAUAGAAUGGGCUUUGCCUUACUUUCAAGUUGUAAAUGCGCACCAGCAAAACUGAAUGACGGGAACUGAAUGUUGAUAUCAUAUCAGCCACUUUAUCAGAAUGUCGAGUGAAAACGCAGCAUCAUAUUGUUUUAGUCGAAACGCUUUCAAAAAUAUAUACAAGAAACGAAGUCAUUAUCUUCCCAGUAUACAUCUCCCACCAUUUUCAUUUAAAAGUAACCAAAUGAGCUUUUUAACAGUGAGUAUGUUUUAUGCUGAAAAAACGGUAAAAUGUAUGUAUUUCAUUUCAAGAAAGUGAAGACAAGGGUUCCUUCUGGAUUGAUGUUUAAAGGGGUGAUGUGCAAAAAGUUUGGGAUGUACAUCAGUUUAGAGGACCCAAACCAAAGUACAUGAAAAAUACAUGCGGUUAAGUGGAUUUCUUUAGCACGUGUCAUAUGGAAAAACUGUCCAUGCUUAAUCUGGCUAGUGUAUGGAGUAUAUCUCUCUUAUGUGUCCUUGCACACACCUUGGACUGUUGAGCACUGAAUUUGACCUCCCAUGUAAAGGAAGCUGUUGCUAUGAAGAAUGUAUUUUCAGUUACAAGGCAUCAAGAAAUAUCCAAUGUAGUAAUAAUAGAGCUAAUUGCCGAACUGUGGAAGUAGUUACCACAGGUAUUUUUCUAUUUUAUUUAUCUUUUUUCAAAGUGAUGUAAAAAGAAAACCCACACAAGAAAUUAAAAAAAUUGGGUGCAUUGUUUAAACUUUAUAGAAUGAUACUUUGUGUGUUCCCUGCAGAAGAAUGAGUGAGGUGGAGACUGGGAUUUCAUGAGACAGUAGAGCACUGGCUCCUGUCUUUGGUGGGAUGGAUAAUGAUAUGGUGACAAAUCCACACUUACGAUCAGUGAAAGUGUCUGGGUUUCAUGCCACAUGCAGCUAGUACCACCUAAUGCACCAGAAGGAUUGCACUUUUGCUGUGAGGUUUAGGCUAUCGAUUCUUAGUCUGCUAGCAAGUGCUGCAGUUCACAUUUAGUGGGAUUUGAGCCGAUCAUCAGCUUGUUAUUUACGGUGGCCUUUUGGUUUACUGUAUUUUACCGAUUUGAGAGGACAUGGUGACGGUAUAAUCAAAGAAUGUUGUUUUCGAUCAUCGAGCUAGAAAACCUUUACGCAAUGACAUGGUUUUAAGAAAUGCAGUCAAGUUCCACAUGGUCAAUAAAUCAGCACUGUUAAAUCUACUGUCUGUAGUGGACCUUAGCUUUAAUGUCGUAGGUAUUCAAUCAAUGUCUGGGAAGGCCUCUGGCCAUUUAUAUACUGUGGAACUUAGUUUUCAUGAAUGUCACUCACCCGUUCCUGUAUUCAUGCAUUCAGUCAUUCAUUACCAGUUAAGAACUACACUCCACUCGCAAUAUUAACCUGCCAUACAUGAACUGUUUUUUUUGGAACGUCACAGUACUUACAGGUGUAAUGCCUGGAGUAGUACACCUCUGUACUAAAUAACUGAGUAAUUAAAAGCUUUUAAAAUAAGGGAGGAUUCAAAGAAAAAUAGCAGUAUUUUUUAAUUGUACUUUUUUCUUUUGUAACUA